Dipodomys spectabilis (banner-tailed kangaroo rat) is the source of this 1629-nucleotide messenger RNA. RefSeq names its product inositol polyphosphate-5-phosphatase A (gene Inpp5a). Gene Ontology annotation, molecular function: inositol-polyphosphate 5-phosphatase activity. The transcript is spliced from 16 exons. The record is from RefSeq and is a predicted model, not a curated record. Gene Ontology annotation, biological process: phosphatidylinositol dephosphorylation. NCBI's taxonomy places the organism in Eukaryota, Metazoa, Chordata, Mammalia, Rodentia, Heteromyidae. Bases 256 to 1494 code for a protein of 412 amino acids.
CGGGUCUAAUGGCUGCGCGCGGGCCGCUGUGAGGCGCGGCGGCGAGCGGGCGCGGGGCCGCGGAGCAGCGACGAGCGAGCGAGCGCGAGGCCGGAGCCCCGGCCAGGCCCGGCCCGACCCGCCGAGCCCGCGAUGCGUCCCGGGGCCGCCCCCCGGCGCAGCUGACGCCCCGCGGCCCCGCGAGACCCCGGCCCCGCCGGGCCCGCAGGAAGCGGCCGCCGCCGCCCGGCCCAGCGCCCGCGCCGCCCGGGCACCAUGGCGGGGAAGGCGGCCGCCCCGGGCACCGCGGUCCUGCUGGUCACGGCCAACGUGGGCUCGCUCUUCGACGACCCGGAAAACCUGCAGAAGAACUGGCUCCGGGAGUUCUACCAGGUCCUGCAUGUGCAUAAGCCGCACUUCAUGGCCUUACACUGCCAGGAGUUUGGAGGGAAGAACUAUGAAGCCUCUAUGUCCCAUGUGGACAAGUUUGUCAAGGAACUGCUCUCAAGUGACGCAAUGAAAGAAUACAACAGGGCUCGGGUCUACCUGGAUGAAAACUACAAGUCGCAGGAGCACUUCACGGCACUAGGAAGCUUUUACUUUCUUCACGAAUCCCUAAAAAACAUCUACCAGUUUGACUUUAAAGCCAAGAAGUAUAAGAAAGUCACUGGCAAGGAGAUCUACUCAGAUACCCUGGAGAGCACGCCGAUGCUUGAGAAGGAGAAGUUCCCACAGGACUACUUCCCCGAGUGUAAGUGGUCAAGAAAAGGCUUCAUCCGGACACGGUGGUGUAUUGCUGACUGUGCCUUUGACUUGGUGAACAUCCAUCUCUUCCAUGAUGCAUCCAACCUGGUGGCCUGGGAGACAAGUCCCUCCGUGUACUCCGGUGUCCGGCACAAGGCCCUUGGCUAUGUACUCGACAGAAUCAUCGACCAGCGGUUUGAGAAAGUUUCCUACUUUGUCUUUGGAGAUUUCAACUUCCGCCUGGACUCCAAGUCUGUUGUAGAGACACUCUGCACAAAAGCCACGAUGCAGACAGUCCGGGCUGCCGACACCAAUGAAGUUGUGAAGUUAAUAUUUCGGGAGUCAGACAAUGACCGGAAGGUCGUGCUCCAGUUGGAAAAGAAGCUCUUUGACUACUUCAACCAGGAUGUCUUCCGGGACAACAAUGGCACUGCGCUUUUGGAGUUUGACAAGGAGCUGUCUGUCUUCAAGGACAGACUGUAUGAACUGGACAUCUCAUUCCCCCCAAGCUACCCGUACAGCGAGGACCCCAGCCAGGGCCAGCAGUACAUGAGCACCCGCUGCCCGGCGUGGUGUGACCGCAUCCUCAUGUCCUUAUCUGCCAAGGAGCUGGUGCUCAAGUCAGAGAGUGAGGACAAGGUGGCCACCUACGACCACAUUGGGCCCAACGUCUGCAUGGGAGACCAUAAGCCCGUGUUCCUGGCCUUCCGAAUCGCACCCGGGGCAGGUAAACCUCACGCCCAUGUGCACAAGUGUUGUGUCGUGCAGUGACGUGUUGGAAAGAGGAGCCAGCGCCAGGACCGGGCGCUCGGCGAGACCUCCCUGUAGCAGUGUAUCAAAGCUACUCCAGCCGCCACCGGUCCCUGCCCAGCGUUGCCUGCUAGACGGCCGGCCCCACACUUCGCU